Dioscorea cayenensis subsp. rotundata (Guinea yam) is the source of this 552-nucleotide messenger RNA. RefSeq lists its product as uncharacterized. The transcript has 2 exons. The coding region runs from base 27 to 512 and encodes 161 amino acids. The record is from RefSeq and is a predicted model, not a curated record. NCBI's taxonomy places the organism in Eukaryota, Viridiplantae, Streptophyta, Magnoliopsida, Dioscoreales, Dioscoreaceae.
UUAAAGAAAGAAAGAAAGAAAGAAUCAUGAUGGACUCUUCUUCAAACUCUGAUGAUCAUCAUGAUCAAGACCUCCAUGGUUCCUCUUCUCUCCCACCUCCUCUUCUUCCUUCUUUCCAUGACUCCAACCAAACCUUCAUUUUGAACAAUGGUGGCUUCAUUCAAAGCAACAAUGGAGUCAUUAUCUCAACCUCAAGAGACUCUAAAACCCUAGGUUUUCAACCUCCACUCUCAUCCAUGGUACAAGAAUUAGGGUUUCACUGGUCUAACAGCAAUGCACCAAACUACAUCAACCAAUCUGACAGCCAAAUGAAAGAUCAUGAUUUCUCAGGUUCUUCAUCCAUCACUGAACAAUUGCAUAUGGCCCUCACCGGUGUACCGCCUUUCGAUAUCUCUUCUUCGACUGGUUUCGCUGAAUCCACAACUAGUAGUUCUACUGCAUGCAGUAGAGGAAACUUUAGCCCGGUUCUUCCAACUAGUCACACUAAUAUCUCAAACCAGAAUCAUCUUUAGUUUUUAAUUUUUCUUGAUUUUAAUUUUACAUUUUUAUUAU